AAAUAUCCUCUAUCGCAAAACGCUUGUUACGCAUUUCCAACUUUUAAUUUAUGCAGGUGAUCAAUGACGAAAAUAUGCAUCGCGAAAGAGUGUUUGUCCAGCCUCAGCUGAUGCCAAGAUUGGAAAGGCGGACAUUUUUCGCUUUGCAAAACGUGGAUCAAAAUGGAAUGGAUUUAGAAAUUCGACCUGCUCCGGGAUUCCAAGAGAGGUCAGGUGGAUAUUGGCGGCCAGAAGAUGCAGAUUACAUUACUGAGAUCCAAGCAGUUGAACAAUGUUCCAAAGCUCCCAGACGAGCGCCGUUGCCCAAGGCUAUUUUCACGUCCUCAACACCUCAGCCAAGUAGAACUCGUUAUGAGUGCAUGUAUGCUGAAAGGACUAGAUUAAGAAUAUUACCACCUGGUCCCGAAUAUCCAGGAUCACCCCAAAGGAUUGCGUAUUUGCAAAAUGAGCUCGACAGUAUGAUGAAUUCUCGUGCACGAGAGAGGUUCGUGGGGAAACCCAUGCGUCUGAGAGGAGGUGGAGGAAAAAGCAGGGUUCCGGAACCAGUUCCACCAACUAUGGAUGAAAUGCUUUCAAAAAUGCUAGCUGGUGGCUUUUCAGAAGGGGCGGGGUUCUCUUUGCCACAGGGUCUAGUUCCAACACGUACAACCACUGGAGGCUCCUUCAGACCUGAGCAGGUUCCUCCUCCAGACUACUGUGCAAAUGUAACAACGCCUCCGGGCUGCGUUCGAGACCUUCGCCUUCAAAUCCCCAACACUGGGGAAGUGACCAUCACAGACGAUGUCGGGGAAUGCGAACGACACAAGUGUCCAACCUGGGUCAACUUGGAUGUCAAGUUCAAAGAUGGUUCUUACCAGGUGAACAUUGAAAGACUUCCUGAUGCAGAAUGCGUGGAAACAGCUCGCGUGGCCAAAGUCAGAGCUGAUUUGCUCGGCGAGGAACUACCCGACGAUUGUCCGGUGAAUAAAAAGGAGCAAUCAUGGAAACCAGCUCUGGAUCCAAUAAAAAUUCACAAGCAGCUUUUUGGAGGAGCCACACUAGAUACAGAAACUUUUGAGAAGGUUCGAACCAUGUGGUACUCUGAUGAUCCUAAAAAAAACUUCACCUGUUGUGAAUGUGCUGAUACUCUUGAUGGAGAAGAGGAAUCUGGUCCAGGAGGGGACACAAAGUAUCAGGAAUUGCAAGCAUCCUAUCUUCAAGUUCCUGCUCCACUUGUACCCUUGCACCACAUCAUGGAGAACAUUGAGGGCUUGGAGAGCACAGGUUGGAGCCAUGAGCAUAUCGAGGCACUGACAGCCAAGAGACUACGUUCCUUGACUACUUUACGGCGGAACCUGUGCAAAUACAUGCUCGAAAUGAAAAAUUGCAUGCGAAAAGUCAAAGAACUUUCGCAGUCAGACGCGGAUAAAAUGUUUUAUGCUGCGAAGGUUGCUUCAAAGUUGGCGAUUUUGAGUGAGUCGGAUAUU
Notodromas monacha is the source of this 1466-nucleotide messenger RNA. The record is from the annotation of a GenBank genome assembly. Lineage: Eukaryota; Metazoa; Arthropoda; Ostracoda; Podocopida; Cyprididae.